AGUAAACCCAUUUGCGCAAACAUCAUGGCUCGUACCAAGCAGACCGCCCGUAAGUCAACCGGAGGAAAGGCACCGAGGAAGCAGUUGGCGACCAAAGCCGCCCGUAAGAGCGCACCGGCCACCGGUGGGGUGAAGAAACCACAUCGUUACCGCCCGGGAACAGUCGCCCUCCGUGAGAUCCGUCGUUACCAGAAGAGCACGGAACUGUUGAUCCGCAAACUACCUUUCCAACGUUUGGUCCGUGAAAUCGCACAGGACUUCAAGACCGACUUGCGUUUCCAGAGCUCUGCCGUUAUGGCUUUGCAAGAGGCUAGCGAAGCGUAUUUGGUCGGUCUUUUCGAGGACACCAACCUGUGUGCCAUCCACGCCAAACGAGUCACUAUUAUGCCGAAAGACAUUCAGUUGGCUCGUCGUAUCCGUGGAGAACGUGCUUAAUCGAAUUUACAUAUUUUUCAUUCCCCAUUAAAAAGGCCCUUUUCAGG
Messenger RNA from Sipha flava (yellow sugarcane aphid), 482 nucleotides. Its product is annotated as histone H3. The coding region runs from base 25 to 435 and encodes 136 amino acids. Gene Ontology annotation, molecular function: DNA binding; protein heterodimerization activity; structural constituent of chromatin. NCBI's taxonomy places the organism in Eukaryota, Metazoa, Arthropoda, Insecta, Hemiptera, Aphididae. The transcript has a single exon. The record is from RefSeq and is a predicted model, not a curated record. Gene Ontology annotation, cellular component: nucleosome.